AUAUUUUCAUUUGUAUGUCGCCAUUUUUUGUAAUAAGUGAAGUUAAGGCAGCAAAAUUUUCACAAUUUGUGUUGUAUUACUAGUUACAAUUGCAUAAAUUAUCUUUUUUCACUUUACGAAUAAGAAACUUAAGGAUGGAUAAAAAAUCCAAAGAGGCCUUACGGCGAUAUAAAAAAGCUCGUCAGGCUCAUUCAAGUAGUGAGAGUAGCAGCAGCUCGGACUCGGAUUCAGGCUCUUCGAGCUCAUAUUCAAGUUCUGCCAGUGAACGCCGCGCUGGACGACAUCGCCACAAAAAAGCUCGCCAAGCGACCGGACCAACUUCAGCGCGCCGUUCAAGCAGUUCGAGUGACAUUGAAAGACGUAAAAGAGAAAAACGAGAACAUUGUCAAAAAAAAUUGGAAGCCAAACGUAAUCAUUUAAAACGAAAAUUAAAAGAAGCAAAAUUGAAGAAAAAAGCGGCUGCUGCUGCAGCAGCUUUAAGUGGUCAUUCACACCGUGCAUUAUCGCCCUCAACGCAGGCUAAGUUGAAAAAAUUAGCUGAACGUAAACAUUUAAGAGCCGCCAGUAAAGAACGACGUGAACGUGAACGUGAAAAGCAUCGUGCAGCUGUUCGGGAAAGAGAACAUCAUCGUGGCACCAGCAGGUCACCCACUAAAAUCACCAAAAUACGCAUUCAUCAAGAUGUGAAGAGACAAAAGAGUCCGCCGCGUGUUCAUCAUCAAUUAAUGUCACGUGAAAAAAUCAUCAUACAGACCAGAACUAGAGAUCGUACACCAUCCGUGGAACGGGAGCGUUUGCGACAUGAACAUAAAUUGCGUCAUGAAGAAAUGCUACGUGAACGUGAACGUCGCGACAGGGAAGCGGCUCGUGAUAAGGAACGUGCUGAAGCUCUCGCCAGAUGCCAAGAACGUCAACGAGAACGUGAGCGUCUAGCCCGUGAAAAGCUCAGGCGUGAAGAGGAAGAAAAAUACGGCAAAGCUAGCAGUAGCGACAGAGAUCGUUUAUUGCCACGUGCCUCGGAACGGGAGUUAGCAAUUGCAAAUGCUCGCGGUUAUAGUUCGCGCGAACGUUCAUUAGAAAGAACAAAACGUGAAAUGGAUCCCUAUGAUCACGCUUAUAUGAGAAAACAUAGAGAAGGGGAUUUUAUUGGACAGAGUGAACAUGAACGACGUACGCAUUUGGAGCGUGAAGAACUUACGAGAGAACGUGACUACCUGACAGCCCGCCGGCGUGAAAUGCACGCUGAUGAAUAUGCUGGUCCAGGUCGGAUACGUGAUAUAUACACUGACGAUGACCGUGAUCGGAGCUACAAACGGCCCUAUUUAGAAGAUGUUCGCGGCCAUACGUUAGAUCGUGAAGCGUGGUUAACAGAGCGUGAUAUUCGCGAGCGUGAAAUGCAUGAUCCUCGCGAGUAUCGAGAUAUGGAGCCCAAUCAUGUUUAUGCAGAUGAACGGGAGCGCAUACCGAGAGAGCAUGAACGAGCCUUUGCUGGCCGUGGUCCAGAGUGGAAACAUGACUGGGGCAGUCCCCGAGAACGAACAGAAUGGACUGACGAGGGUCCUCCACCACCUGGAAGAGGAAUGGGGUUUGUUGGUGGUCCCAAAAGAGGCGGUAGCGCGGCAAUGGCUGCCAAAAUUGUGCCCAACAGAGACCAACGUGCAACAUCCGAACCCGAUUGGGAUAUUGAAGAAGGACAAAUUGAAACAGGAAAGAAACCAGAAAGUGGAAAUAUACGUGAAGCCGCUCUGCCUCGUGAUUGGGUAGAACAUGAUACACGUGAUAUGCCGCCUAUACGGGAAAAACCAAGUCCAGUAGGUCGACCAUGGGCUCCAGAAUGGCAUGAGGAUGAAGAAGUUAACUAUCAUCGCGUUCCGCCCCCUAUGCUACAUCAUCAUCCACGGGGCGAACGAGGUGGUCGCGGUGGCUUCCGCCGAGGUCCUACGAUUAUUGAGCACGGAGAACGAAUGCCCGGUAUACAUCCCCAUGGUUUUAGAUCUCAUGGACAUCCUGCGGGUGGUCUCUUAAGUUUACCUCUGCAAGGUGGACCUUUUCAUGGUGGUCCAAUGCCACGUUUCCCUAAUAAACGAAGCAUGACAUAUACUAACCCAAGUAUUCUGAAGAAACAACAAGCUGCUCUUGUGGCUGCAAAAGCAGCAGCACAAGCUAGUGCAGUAGCAGCCGCAACCACUGCAGUAGCAGCGGCAAAAGCCGCUGCCCAAAGUGCAGCAAACGCUACAACAAAUCCUGGCAUAUUAAGUCAAGUCAGCACUUUACGCCCUCAAUCACAACAGGAUGAAAAACCCGAAGCCGGAGAAAUUGUAGGUGAAAAUGAACAAAAAGAAGAAGUGAUUACUAUAGCUGAAGCAUCUAUCGGGGAGGGCAAACCAACUGGAGAGCUUAGUGAAAUCAGUGAUAGCGACGAUGAUAUCCUUAACAAAAGCGAAAAAAAACCUAAAUUGGAAAAUGAAGAUACGAGUUCUCAAGAACGUAUCAUUAACGAGCAAGACACCAAGUCGUCUGAUGAUAAAGGAGAUGAUGAAAUUUUAGAUUUUGAGGAGAUUUCAGAUGGUGAACUUGAAGAAGAGUCGCGAAUCAAAGGAGUUGGUGAUGCGUUGGGUGUCGAUUGGGCUUCUCUCGUGGCGGUAACCAAGCGUAUCCCAAAGGAUUCUCCCACCACGGCUAAACAGAGAUGGCAGCCUCACCGUAUAUUAUUGGAUAUAGGAGUUUCUAUGCGCAUGGCAGGAGAGGAUUAUGCUAAACGCUUAUUAAAAGAAGCCAAGCAAAAACUCGAUGAAGAGUUAGAGCAGCAAAAUUUAAAACAUGAAAUUAAGGAAGAACCACAACUUGAAGAAAACUCCCAAGCAUCGUUGGAGAAUGAAGAAAUCAAUAAAGAAAUUAAACCAUUCGACAAUGAGGAGCUUAAUAAAGAUUCGAAGCAAUCGUUACAAGACGGAAAAAUGGAACUCAAACCUAUAGUUGACAUAAAAGAUGCACAACUAAAUUUGGAUAAUUUACCACCUUUGGCUUGCGCACAAGUAGCUGAACGUAAACGUCAGCUAGAACGAAGUAAUUUAAUAGCUAACGCAUGUGGACCAAACAGUAGAGCUUUAAGUGCUCGACAAGAUUUAAAAUUACGCAGACAAUUGUGCGGUUUACCGGCAAGAGAAUGCGACUUUUCACGUAAUAUACCGCCGACAAGCGAGAAGAUCAAAGCGUUGGCAUUGGCAGCUUUUCAAAGAGCGUUGGAGGUUAAGUGAAGCAAUUUUGAAAUGAAAUGUUUAAUAAGCGCGUUAGUUAGUUUUACCCAACUUGCAAAGGCUUACACUUAUAUUGUCCUCCCUCACUUUUAAUAUAUAAAAAAAACCGUUAGAAAUCUUAUAAUAUCUCUCCGCCUAUCCGUUCGUUUAUUGAUAGAAUCUUCAACAAUUGAGCAAAAAUUCUUAUUACAAGUACGCAUCUUACCAUGUUCACGAAUGGUGACGAUUUAUCUGCAACAGUUAGAAAAUCCCGAAACCUGGUUAUGAUUUAAUAGCUGUUUACGAUCUGAAAUUUACUAAAAAC
This is a messenger RNA of Glossina fuscipes, 3561 nucleotides long. It is a transcript of the gene Flacc, whose product is annotated as fl(2)d-associated complex component. The transcript has 3 exons. NCBI's taxonomy places the organism in Eukaryota, Metazoa, Arthropoda, Insecta, Diptera, Glossinidae. The record is from RefSeq and is a predicted model, not a curated record. Bases 135 to 3257 code for a protein of 1040 amino acids. Gene Ontology annotation, cellular component: RNA N6-methyladenosine methyltransferase complex.